Paramormyrops kingsleyae is the source of this 1793-nucleotide messenger RNA. Lineage: Eukaryota; Metazoa; Chordata; Actinopteri; Osteoglossiformes; Mormyridae. The record is from RefSeq and is a predicted model, not a curated record.
UUUCAGCUUCAGGAGAGCAGGUUGGUCCUGAUGAGGAUGGAGAUCUGCCAGUUCAUCCUCCCUCUCUCAUGCCUGCUCCUGCUCACCACAACCAGAGCCUUGGAUAUAAACUAUCCAUUGAGUCCAGUCUGUGCUGUGACAGGAUCUACUGUGGUGAUUCCCUGUGAAUUUGCUUAUCCGCAGUCACUCAGAGUGGAGACAUUCAUGUGGUGUCAUAAUGAUGUUCACUGUGAGCAGCCAACACAUGUCUGUCACAGUGAUAAUACAAACAUCAAUGCUGACUACUGGGGCAGAGCAGAGUGUUUGGGGGACAGAGUGAAGAACUGUGCAUUAAAGAUAAAGGACAUUAAAGACACUGAUGCUGGAGUGUAUCAAUUCGGGUUUACAUCCAGUUAUGUUACAGGAAUAUCAGUUGGUUGGCCUGGAGUGACUCUUCAAGUAUGUGAAUUAAAGGUUAUGGUGACGCGAUCUAAAGGAGUGAGAGAAGGAGAUUCUGUGAUUCUGACAUGUGACACAGAGAGCUGCUCUCUCAGCCAAUCAGAAUUCACCUGGUUUAAGGACGACCAGCCCAUGACAGAGACAAAAUCCACACUUCACUUCAGUCCUGUCUGCAAAUAUCACUCUGGAAAAUACUCAUGUGCUUUGAAAGACAGUAAAGUGUCUAACAAAAUGGAUUUAAUUGUUCAAGGUGGUGCAUGGACUGUAGAUUAUCCAGAGGAAACCCAAUGUGCAGUAAGGAGAUCAACUGAGGUGUUUCAAUGGCAUAUUUUGGCUAAUUGGAGUCUAAUGACAGUAAUCCUAAUGGUUUUGGGAAUUCUGCUGUAUGUUUUACCUAUAAUAAUUUGCAUAAUAGGGUGGAAGAUUAAAUUACUGUGUAACAGAGGAGGUAACAGAGGAGGAAUUAAACAGAGCUGUCAUUCUGAUUCUGACAAUAAUACAUAUGCAGUUAAAGAUGUGAGUAAAAAGCCACCUGAGCAUAACACUCUUAUGACUGCAGCCAGUGACAGAGACCCUGCACGUCAGAAGUAUAGACAUUCCUAUUUCUGAUCAGCUUCUGUUGCAGAACAUUGGUUAUGUGUGUAACAAACUGCCCUAUAAAAUUGUUUUAGCUUAGCUUAAAUAUACAUUAGCUUACAUAUAUAAGGCAUAAUUUUACCUUAAAUUGCUAUUGUUUUUCCAUAAUUUCAACACAGUUUUCAUUCAGAUGGGUUGAUAAUUCAUAUGAAAAGUACCAAAAUGAUUAACUGAAUGAAAAUUCACAGUGGCAAUUGCGUUUAUUACCUAUUCAUUACAUUAAUAACAUGUUUUAUAACCAUUUUAACCUAUUACCCAUAUGUCCUUAACAAGCAAAAAAAAUCAGGGUGCCAUAGGCACUGUGUUAAUGCUGAUCCCUCUAGCAAAAGAAUAUCUUGCUAGAAGAAAACUAAAAAAGAAGAAGAAAUUACUGUGGUCUAAUUGUAAUUAGUUAAGGAUUCUUAAUAGUUUUUUUAUGGUAACAUGCAACUUUAUUCUACCAUUGUCUACCACUGACACAGAAUGACAGCAUACAUCACUAUUUUAGAUAUCAUAUAAGAAAACAGCAGAGACUGAUUAAAUAUAUCAAGUCAAAUGAGCUCAGGGUGACCAAGAGGAAGAAACAGAGACCAAUAAACAGUGGGCUGCAUCCAGGAGUUACAGGGAGGGAAAAAAGGCCAGAGUUGACUGGCCUAGACUGGGUAAAGUUCCAAGAUGCCUGGGGUUAGUCCUCAAAGCUCUAUUUCAGUCUUAUUUUUAUGAUGUGCAUUGUAUUUCAC